AUGGCUGAGAUAUUUGUAUCGGCAUUUGUUCAAGUUGUGUUUGAUAAGAUGGCUUCUGGUGGGAUAAACAUGUACCUUAAUAUGCAGAAGAAUAGAAAAAGAACCAGAAUGAUAUUCCAAGAUUGGCAGAGAAAGCUGAAAUUAAUAGAAGCAGUUGUAAGAGAUGCCGAGAGGACACAAUUCCACAGCAAUUCUGUUAAAUUAUGGCUGCAACAACUCCAAGAUUUGGCCUACGAUCUGGAGGACAUCUUUGAUGAUUUUUCCAUUGAUAAUUCUCAUCAUCUUCAUGAGUUGAUGAUUGAUGAUGAUUCUCAUGUUGGUUGUACUUGUUCUCCUUUCCACAAGGUGCCAAAUAUGUUUACAUGUGCUUCAGGAGCUUCACACCAGGACAGUGCCAAGUAUAAAAGGAGCAUUAAGCAGAUUAGCAAACGCUUACAAGACCUUGUUUCUGAUUCUAGCUCUUUGGGUCUCUCCCAGCUUAUGCAGUUAACUGAACAACCUCGCCAACAGAGGCCAGAAACAUCUUCUUUAGUAUAUGAACCAGUCAUUUAUGGAAGGUGUGAUGAGAAAAAAGAGAUAAUUCGACGACUCCUAAGUGAUGAACCAAGUUACGGGAGUUACAUUGUGAUUCCUAUUGUUGGAAAUGGAGGGAUUGGGAAGACUACGCUGGCUCAAACUGUAUACAACAACGAGAAGGUUAAUGCUCAUUUCCAAAUAAAAGCAUGGGUGUGUGUGUCUGAUGUGUUUGAUGUCAAACAAAUAACAACAUCAAUCCUUAAUUCAGCUACUCACAAAGCACAUAACUUCAAUCAAUUGAAUGAAGCACAUGAAAAAUUGAAGAAUUUGGUAAGAAACAAGAGAUUCCUUAUUGUUCUUGAUGACAUAUGGAAUGAAGAAUAUGAUCCUUGGGACCAACUUCAGACCCCUUUUCAAUAUGCUAAUAAGGGAAGCAGAGUCAUAAUCACUACAAGAAUAGACAGAGUAGCUAAAAACAUGCUUAAAGCACCGAUUCAAUUAAGCCCGAUCAUAUCUUUAAGGGGUUUAUCAGAUGAUGAUUGUUGGCUUUUAUUCCAAAAGCAUUUGCUUGUAGAAUCGAACAUAAUUGAGAUGAAGAAGGAAGUGGUGGUGUUAUGCAAAGGCUUGCCUUUAGCCGCAAAAGCGCUUGGAGGUCUCCUAAGGAAAGAAGAUAAGAGUCAAUGGCCAAAGAUAUUAAAGAGUAAUGUUUGGAGUGAAAAGGGAGGUGUCUUGCCUGUUCUAAGGUUGAGUUAUCAUCACCUCCCACAUCAUUUAAAACAUAUAUUUGCUUAUUGUUCUAUUUUCCCGAAAGAUUUUCAAUUUGAAGAGAAGGAGAUAGUCUUAAUGUGGAUGGCUGAAGGAUUCGUAGUAGAGGACGAGGAGGAGAGCAUGGAAGAAAAGGGUCGUAACCAUUUUCUUGAUUUGGUAUCAAGAUCAUUAUUUGAACCAAGUCCAUCACAUGAAGGAUUUUUCAUUAUGCAUGAUCUUGUUCAUGACUUGGCUCAAGGGGUUGCAAGUAAUGUUAGUUGUACAAUGGGAAUCAAUGAAUUUUCAUCGAGAUGCCGUUAUUUCUCUUUUUCUCCACAAGCAUUAGAAGUACAAUCAUUGAGUAAUCUUGAUAAAGUCAGCCAGUUGCGAACCUUUUCUUUUUUCGGUAGUACAAAUACUGGUAAUCCAACACUUGUGCCUGAUUCUAUUUUCCAGAAAAUGCGAUACUUGCACUUGCUAUCUAUUGCAAACAUAGGGAUUACGGAUUUACCAAAUAGCAUUGGGAAUUUGAAACACUUGAGACUUCUCAACCUCUCCUUUAAUCCUAGACUUGUGCAGUUGCCAGAAUCAAUUAGCAAUCUUUGCAACCUCCAAACAUUGCUUCUGGGACACUGUAAGUCUCUUAAAAAGAUCGUCACAAAUAUGGAGCGGUUAACUAAACUUCGUCAUCUGGACAUUAGAAGAACAACUUCUUUGUUGGAAAUGCCACUCGGAAUUGAGAAAUUAACAAAACUGCGGACACUAAACAAAUUCUUUUUUACAUCAGAAACAGGUAAGAGAAUAAAUGAGUUAAGGAAUUUGAUUAAUCUUCGUGGCUCGAUAAGUAUCUCCGGCCUAGAAAAUGUUGUGUAUAAAGAUGCACAAGAAGCCAUGUUGUAUGAAAAAUCAGGCCUUGAUGUAUUGUUCCUCACUUGGGGCACUUCUCCUAGUAAUAAGGUCAAUCACAGCAACGAAAGAGACGUACUUGAAGUUUUGAAACCUCCUUCUUCCAUCCAACAAGUAUCUCUUCAAGGGUAUAGAGCAUUAGCAUUCCCUACUUGGAUUGGAGAUCCCUCUUUUAUGAACAUGACUACCUUAAGCCUGACCAACUGUUUAAAAUCUGAGUACUUUCAUUCUUACUUGCCAUCCCUGAAGAAACUCACUAUCGAAAACUGCAAUGAGCUGCGAGUUAUACUCGAAAAUUGCUUUUUUCUUGAGGAUUUAUUCAUAGAAGGAUGCAAAGAGUUGUCGACUACAUCUCCGAUCAUUAGUUGUUCUCAAAGAAUAUGUCUUCGAGAUGUUUCUCAAUUUAAUAAUAUCGAAGCUUUCUGGGUACAAGGGCUUACGUAUCUUACAGUUGUAAAUGAAACUAAAGAAAAGAAUUCUAAAUGGAGCAUGAUGAAGGGGAUAAGUUUAGUGAACUGUCCAAAGGUAAAGAAUCUUGCAGGAUUUGGGGAGUGCAACAAUUUGACUGAUGUAGAACUAGGCAACUGUGAAGAACUUGUCAGUUUGGAAAACUUUUGUGGGUCGAGUUUGAGAUUUUUGAAAAUCGAUGGCAUUCAAUCCUUGAAGAACAUAUCGAGUAUCAUCAAUGGAAUUGUUUGUAUUCGAAUCCUGCAAAUCAAAGAUGUGAAAAUAGAACAGGCAAUCCAAGAGUGGGGAUUUGACAUGCUUAGUUCUCUUUACGAGCUUAAAGUCAUAAGAACAGGCAUCUCAACUGAUUCAGUGGAGUCGAUUUCAGGAAAUGGAGAUGAUCUUUGUCUUCCCUCUUCGUUGUCUCGAUUAACCAUUGAAGGUUUCAAGAAUUUGAGAGUCGUGUCAUGUUCUUGUUUCCCGAACCUGAGUUCAAUCUCAAUCAUAAAUUGUCCAAAACUUGAAUCCUUAGGUGUAGAUUUCCCACCCACAAAGAUUUCUACUAUGGUUGCUAAUAGUUGGCUUUGUCCUAUAUUUAUUGAAGAUUGUCCCUUGAUUUAUGAUCGAUGUUUAUUUGAUCCUAAUGGAAUUCUGUAUAUAAGAGGUGGAAGGUAUUCGUAUGUGUAG
This is a messenger RNA of Amaranthus tricolor (Joseph's coat), 3303 nucleotides long. RefSeq names its product putative disease resistance RPP13-like protein 1. Gene Ontology annotation, biological process: defense response to other organism. Gene Ontology annotation, molecular function: ADP binding. Lineage: Eukaryota; Viridiplantae; Streptophyta; Magnoliopsida; Caryophyllales; Amaranthaceae. The record is from RefSeq and is a predicted model, not a curated record. The coding region runs from base 1 to 3303 and encodes 1100 amino acids. The transcript has 2 exons.